AUGAUAGAAUUUAAGUAUCUGGCCACACGAAGUGGCAAGUCAUUGGUGCUAACAGUAGACAAUAAAAGAUAUCUAUUCAAUCUUUUCGAAGGAUUUCAGAGAUACUGUAUAGAGUCCAAUGUCAGUAUCAGCAGGAUCUCGACGAUCUUUGUUUCGUCAGAGGAAUCCGUUCCUCCUCUCAUGGGAAUGUACUUGACGCUGAGAGAUGUGAAGAAGGAAGCUCUGGAUAUCGUAUGCAGCUCAGACGUACAGGAGAUGAUAGCUUCAGGAAAAAGGUUUGCAGAUCCAAUGAAUUUGAGAAUCAGUUACAUGAGAGACUAUGUGGACAAUUCCAUCAGGGUAGAGACGAUUGAGAAUGCCCUUGCAACUAGAGAAAGAAAAGAGCUUUCUUUUGUUUUGGAUAUCAAGCCAAUCCGAGGAAGAUUUCUUGUGGAAAAAGUUCCCAAAGACAUCCCAAAGCAUCUGUACUCAAAACUCACAAGAAGAGAAAGUGUAGAGUACAAUGGGAAGGUAUAUGAUGGAGCAGAAUAUAUGGAAGAUGAUAUAGAUGUUGGGACUAUUGCUAUUGUGUAUUCUUCUGGAAAUUUUGAAAGGCUUCUGGAAAGAAUGGUGGAAAGGGCACCGAGGUACUUCUUUUGUUUUCAGAAAGACGCCGCACAGUAUCUCUCCUCUGCCGUUAACGGCUACUUCUUUUAUUUGGAAGACAACUGCUUUGUCGAAUAUACAUCCCUAUAUGAUAUCCAGCUAGAGCUGAGCUCAAUACACAAGGAUUUCCUACUGCCACUCCCCGGUGGAAGUCCUGCCAGUUCUCUCGAGUCCAUAGAAAGUAUUCAUAGCUGUGGAGUCCUUACAUAUACCAAAGCUGCAAAGUGCUUCUCCCACUCCCAUCAAGGCCAGAGAAAGCACAUCCCAUGCGCCAGAGAGCACAAGGAAAAAAGCAUAUUGUUCCUUGGAACAGGAUGUGCCAUCCCAUCGAAAUACAGGAAUGUGUCGGCAAUACUCUAUGAGUCGUCGGACGCAGCCAUUAUGUUUGAUUGCGGAGAAGAUACCUUGUUCCAAAUACAUAGAGCCUAUGGAGAGCUUGAUGUUCUGAAAAAGCUCAAGGCGAUUUUUGUAUCACAUUCCCAUGCAGACCACGUGCUAGGAAUUGCGUCCGUGCUGAAAAAGAUAGGCCAUAAAAUAAAGAUCUUUGCUCCUGCCGCCAUAAGGCCGUUUAUUGAGAGCUUUGGUACUCGAAACUAUGAGUACAUAGAAACAAAUUAUGCAAAGGUGAUGGAAAGGAGGUUUGGGGAUACAUUCCAGAUAUCUAAGAAGGCUCCCUUGCGCACAAUUGAUGUGGAGAACUAUCUUCUCAAGUUUGACAUUGGAUUUGAGAUAGGUAUUUGUGGGGUAGACCACUGCUCCGACUCCUGUGGAAUUAGAAUGAAGGAUGGAGACAUAGUUAUAACAUACUCUGGAGAUGCAAAGCCUUCCGUACUUUUUGGGAUGAUGUCUCUCAACUCAGAUGUUAUGAUACAUGAGGCCACAUUUGCCCUUGACCAGCAAGAGAGGGCUAUGCAAACAGGGCACUCAACGAUAGAUGGUGCACUCGAGGUCUUCAGGGUGUCUAGAUCCAAGAUUCUACUUCUUACACACUUCAGUCAAAGAUAUUCAAAAGGAAUCAUAUCCGAUGGGGAGUGGAUUCCGUGUACAGACUUAUUUAGAUAUACAAUUGGAUCGACCGUGUAUCCUAAAGACAGAGUCAAUGCCUACUAUGAUGGGCUUAGAUCAGAUGAGGAUAAGUGA
This is a messenger RNA of Encephalitozoon hellem ATCC 50504, 1785 nucleotides long. Its product is annotated as ribonuclease Z-like protein. Bases 1 to 1785 code for a protein of 594 amino acids. Gene Ontology annotation, cellular component: mitochondrion. The record is from RefSeq and is a predicted model, not a curated record. Gene Ontology annotation, molecular function: 3'-tRNA processing endoribonuclease activity. Gene Ontology annotation, biological process: mitochondrial tRNA 3'-end processing. Lineage: Eukaryota; Fungi; Microsporidia; Unikaryonidae. The transcript has a single exon.